Molecule: messenger RNA, 1424 nt
Organism: Syngnathoides biaculeatus (alligator pipefish)
Lineage: Eukaryota; Metazoa; Chordata; Actinopteri; Syngnathiformes; Syngnathidae
Gene: myl9b
Product: myosin, light chain 9b, regulatory
Exons: 4
Coding region: 172-693 (173 amino acids)
Biological process (GO): myofibril assembly; platelet aggregation
Cellular component (GO): stress fiber; myofibril; cytoplasm
Molecular function (GO): calcium ion binding
Source: RefSeq, a predicted model, not a curated record
CCAUUGGCCAGGACAGGAAGGGGGAGGUUCUGAUUCUUUAAACCAACUUUUCUGUGGGACUGCCUGCUUCUCUUCCCACAGAGUGCUGUGUCUGAGGCAGCGGAGCUGAAGGUACUUGAGGGACUCCCAAAUAUUUCUACCUGAAGCCGAGGCCCAAAAUCAUCUGCCACCAUGUCCAGCAAGCGUGCCAAGGGGAAGACGACCAAGAAGCGCCCCCAGAGGGCCACCUCCAAUGUGUUUGCCAUGUUUGACCAGUCUCAGAUCCAAGAGUUCAAAGAAGCCUUCAACAUGAUCGACCAGAACAGAGACGGCUUCAUCGACAAAGAGGAUCUCCAUGACAUGCUCGCCUCUUUGGGGAAAAACCCGUCGGAUGGCUACCUGGAGGACAUGAUGAGCGAAGCACCGGGACCUAUCAACUUCACCAUGUUUCUCACCAUGUUUGGAGAGAAGCUCAAUGGCACCGACCCAGAGGAUGUCAUCCGCAAUGCCUUUGCCUGCUUUGACGAGGAAGGCUCUGGCGUCAUCCACGAGGACCAUCUCCGGGAGCUCCUGACCACCAUGGGGGACCGCUUUUCGGACGAAGAUGUGGACGAGCUCUUCCGUGAGGCACCCAUUGACAAGAAGGGCAACUUCAACUACGCAGAGUUCACCCGCAUCCUCAAACAUGGCGCCAAAGACAAAGAUGAUGAAUAGAGUAGAAAGGCGAUGAGACCACACACCUGCCUCUGCACACAGACGUCACCACACGUCCAUUUCCACAUUUUAGAAGCAAUGUGUCAUUAGUUUAUAAAUGCUGUGGAAUCAUUUGCUUAUGAAAUAUUCCCUAAUAGUCUACCUUUAAGGUUACCAUGAAGACUUGCAUCUUAUCCACUGAUACCGUUGAGAUGCUAUUUACACCACCACCAGUGUGUGCAUGCAGAGAGCUGAUUGGACAAUUAGAUCCAAAAUAAACAUUUACUUCUUCCUGCCAUUUAUCUAUCAGUUACAAAAUGCACUGCAAUCUUCCUCCAUAACAUGUACACGUACAUACGAUGUGGAUCGUGAAAUAGAUUGCUACUACUUUGUUUAUUCCUUCAUGACAGGGUCAGGGAAUUUAUGGCCAUGAGGAACCGGAGAAAGAAUUGGAAGCAAUUCUAAAAACUAAGGAACUUGUAUAAAAAAGAUUAUAUCGACACAGUUAUGAUUAGAGUACAAAAUCCUUUUUCCCCCCGCAAACUAGAGUGCAGAAACUGAUGGGAAAAAGUUCCUCUCCUGCUUUGUAUGUCAGUUGAAUGUUGGGUGUGAAGUAAAGUUUUAGUUCUCUAAAGCUCUCAAGUCCCAUGCUGGUUGCAUGCAUUUGUUUGGUCAUGUGUACGUAUUGUCAAACUGCAGGGUGCAUAUUUCUCCGGUGAAUAAAGUAGGCUUAACCAUGCCUUUUGACGAUA